This is a messenger RNA of Hansenula ciferrii, 1752 nucleotides long. Its product is annotated as CBS domain-containing protein. Bases 1 to 1752 code for a protein of 583 amino acids. The transcript has a single exon. The record is from RefSeq and is a predicted model, not a curated record. NCBI's taxonomy places the organism in Eukaryota, Fungi, Ascomycota, Saccharomycetes, Phaffomycetales, Wickerhamomycetaceae.
AUGUCUGAUGUGAAGAAGAAGGGAACAAUCUACCAGUUGAAGCCAGACCAGCCAUGUUUUUGUUCAGCUGAGGAAGGCGUACUGUCUGCGGCAAAGUUGAUGCUUGAAAACAGUGCUCAUUGUGUGUUGGUGCAAGAAGGGAACAGGACAGUGGGUUUAUUCACUGCGAAAGAUUUUGCUUACAAGGUAGUUGGUAAAGGAAUAGACCCUGAUUCAGCUUUAGUAAAGGAUAUCAUGACCACUUCGCCGUUGUUUCUUCAUAUGAAUACUCCCAUGACAGAGGCGUUAGAAAUCAUGGUUAAAAGAGGCAUCAGACAUUUACCUUUGUUGGACAAUGAAGAGAACAUCAAGGGAGUUUUGGAUAUCACAAGGUGCUUCCAUCAGGCAAUGUUAAGGCUUGAAAAGAUAUCAAAUAAUGCCAAAAAAUUGAAUCAAGUGUUACAAGAAGUUGCUGAAGAUUAUGAAGAUAGUAGAAGUUUACAAGCACAAUCUAUCAUAGAUGAUAUCAAAAGAUUAAUGCAGUUAAUUGAGGUGCCAACAUUACACUCUAUUGUUGAAGGAUCAAAACCGGCUGUUUAUAUCGAUUCGCAUGCUUCUGUUCGAGUUGCUGCUGAGAUGAUGAUUGCAAAUUCCACAACAGCCUUAAUAGUUAAUGAUGGAACUUCGUCACCAAAGAGAGUGAUUGGAAUCUUCACGAGUAAAGACAUUUGCUUCAGAGUUUUAGCUAAAAAUUAUGAUCCUGAUACUUGUACAGUGGCAAGGGUGUUAACAACAAGUCCAGAAUUCGCAAAAAGUAAUAUUACCAUUAGCGCUGCUUUAAGAUUGAUGUUUCAAGGUCAUUUUUUGAAUUUACCAGUUACAGAUGUUGUUACAGAUGAAAUCAUCGGAAUCGUAAGCGUAUUACAAUUAACAUAUGCUGCUUUAUCACAAUUGGGCAAGAAAGAUGGGGUUGAUAAAAGCUCAUUCACUCCUAAAACAUUAGAAGAAGUCUCAAAUAGACUUACAGAUGAUGAAACUCCAUUAUGGGAUAGCUUUUGGCGUUCAGUUGAUAAAUCAGUUGAUGACUUACAAAACUUGGAAUCAAGUGUUAGUGGUAAAACGUCAAGUCCAACUCAUUCGAGAUCUCAAACACCAAGACAAAGCCGUCAAGCUUCAAUAAAUCAAUUAAUGAUGUCAACAUCAAGAAGAACUUCAUUUAAUAGAAGAAGAGAAUCUGAAGACUUAAGCUCCACUAUAAGUGUACCAACUAGGGUUAAUAGAACUGUUUCAUCAGAUUCAUUAAUAGCAAAAUCACUUUCAUUAGCUAAUAAAAAAACCAUAUACUUCAAAAUAAAAGGUCCUAAUCACACAAGAAGUCAUAGGGUCAGUAUCACAUUAUAUGACGGCGCAUUGGCCAAAGAUAAGACUGGGUUGUUAGAGCUGUUGAAGAUUGAAAUUAAGGAAAAAAUCGGUGUUGAAGUUGAAUAUCAAGAACUAUAUUAUAACAAUCGUGAUAAAGAUGAAUUGCAAAUCAUUCAAGAUGGGAUUCAAUUGAAUGAUUCGAUUGACAACUCUGACUCACAAGAUUCACGCUAUGUUGAAAUAGUGGUUAAAGAUUCUUCAAGACAUUGGUUCAAGUCUAUAUGCUCUUAUUGGAAUUUUCUGAAACUUAAAACCAAAUUACUGUUUUUUGAAACAUCCUUGUUCCCCAGCGCACUGGUAAUCCUCUCUGCUGGAAUUUUCAUGGGAUAUACGAUCUCCAAACACAACUAG